Molecule: messenger RNA, 1170 nt
Organism: Procambarus clarkii (red swamp crayfish)
Lineage: Eukaryota; Metazoa; Arthropoda; Malacostraca; Decapoda; Cambaridae
Source: RefSeq, a predicted model, not a curated record
AUGUUCCGAGGAUACCGGAGACUGCAGAGUGCCAGCGACCCGGGGGCAGAGACCCGGUGCCAGAGACCCGGGGGCAGAGACCCGGUGCCAGAGACCCGGGGGCAGAGACCCGGUGCCAGAGACCCGGGGGCAGAGACCCGGUGCCAGAGACCCGGGGCUAGAAACCCGGGUCCAGAGACCCGGUGCCAGAGACCCGGGUCCAGAGACCCGGUGCCCGAGACCCGGUGCCAGAGACCCGGUGCCAGCGACCCGGUGCCAGAGACCCGGUGCCAGAGACCCGGUGCCAGCGACCCGGGGCCAGAGACCCGGGACCAGAGACCCGGUGCCAGAGACCCGGGGCCAGAGACCCGGGACCAGAGACCCGGUGCCCGAGACCCGGUGCCAGAGACCCGGUGCCAGCGACCCGGUGCCAGAGACCCGGUGCCAGAGACCCGGUGCCAGAGACCCGGGUCCAGAGACCCGGUGCCAGCGACCCGGGGCCAGAGACCCGGGACCAGAGACCCGGUGCCAGAGACCCGGUGCCAGAGACCCGGGACCAGAGACCCGGUGCCCGAGACCCGGUGCCAGAGACCCGGGUCCAGAGACCCGGUGCCAGCGACCCGGUGCCAGAGACCCGGUGCCAGAGACCCAGGGCCAGAGACCCGGUGCCAGAGACCCGGGGCCAGCGACCCGGUGCCAGAGACCCGGGGCCAGAGACCCGGUGCCAGAGACCCGGGUCCAGAGACCCGCUGCCAGAGACCCGGGUCCAGAGACCCGGUGCCAGAGACCCGGGGCCAGAGACCCGGUGCCAGAGACCCAGGGCCAGAGACCCGGGGCCAGAGACCCGGGGCCAGAGACCCGGUGCCAGAGACCCGGGGCCAGAGACCCGGUGCCAGCGACCCGGUGCCAGAGACCCGGUGCCAGAGACCCGGUGCCAGAGACCCGGGGCCAGAGACCCGGUGCCAGAGACCCGGGGCCAGAGACCCGGUGCCAGAGACCCGGGGCCAGAGACCCGGGGCCAGAGACCCGGGGCCAGAGACCCGGGGCCAGAGACCCGGUGCCAGAGACCCGGUGCCAGAGACCCGGUGCCAGAGACCCGGGGCCAGAGACCCGGUGCCAGCGACCCGGUGCCAGAGACCCGGUGCCAGAGACCAGAGGGAGCUGCACCAUAAGCAGGCAGAUGCUCAUUGA